Molecule: messenger RNA, 4861 nt
Organism: Oreochromis aureus
Lineage: Eukaryota; Metazoa; Chordata; Actinopteri; Cichliformes; Cichlidae
Product: rho GTPase-activating protein SYDE1
Exons: 14
Coding region: 161-3049 (962 amino acids)
Biological process (GO): signal transduction
Source: RefSeq, a predicted model, not a curated record
GAAUUCAUUUCCUGUAGAACAGCUCUGAGAACGGAGGAGGAGACGAGAAGUCCAAGGAGAAGGAGUUCUAUCUCCUGCUCUCCUGCUGGAUUACUGACUCCACUCUCCUCCCAGCACCUCCCAACUCAGGAGGAGCAGGAGGAGGAGAGGGAGGUGCACGAUGGCUGAGCCCCUGCUGAAGAGGACAUUCUCCAGGCUGAGAGGCAGAGACAGAAGCCGCAGGAAGACAGACCCCAAACUGAGCGAGGCUCCAGUCCGGCCCGACAAUAUCUUCCAGUCCUCUUCCUCACCAUCGUCGCCAACACUUACAGACCCUGACCCCCCAUCGCCUCCUCGAAACCAUAUCACAGUGGCGAAGAAACAGCAGUGGGCGCGUCAGGGCUCUGCAGCUCCACCCACCUUCUUGACUUCAAGCUCCACCAUCAGACUCUCAGACCAGGAGAGACCCACAGGGAUAUCUCAGGAUGCAUCUGGGCAGGCCUUGAGCCAUAGGCUGGUGCAAGACAAGAUGCAGCAGUGUGCUGACAGGAUGUGCACCAAUCUGGCCUGGGAUAAGACCAGUGCCUCCUGUGUUAGUACAACAAUGCAACAGGAAUCCUAUUACCCAGCAGGGGACCCCACUGAAUCUCCCUCCACCUCCGUCAGUGCCAAGCUGUCGGGCCAGCGUGCCUACCUGCAGAGCCUGGAUCGCAGCAGCCGAGCCUGGGUGCUUUCCUCAGGAAAGACUUCAGAUGAAGUGUGCGACCCUCAGGAGGACAGUGGCAGCAACAUCUGGUACAACCCGAUCCCUGAGGAGGAGGACUUAGGAGGUGUACGCCAGGAAGAGGAUGUAUGGAAGCGGAGGGCAAAAAAAGAUGAGCCUAGUGCUGGAACAGACAUUGGCGGAGGUUGUAGCAGUGACAGUCCACUGGAGGACUUUCAGUGCUCCAGCCUCCCCAAUCCAAGUGUCAGUCACCAUAUCGAUGACAUCAAAGCAGAAAAUACAGACUCUCCUCCAGACUCUAGUCCCGCCUCCCAAAAGAAAGGGGGUGUGUCAGGCAGUAUGAUUGACAGGUUGAGGUCGCCUGGUACGGUAAGAAAACUCUCUCUAAAGAUGAAGAAACUUCCCGAGCUGCGCCGGAAACUCAGCCUCCGCUCAUCUUCUCGGGCCCAUCGGCAAGCAAAUGACAAUAGAGGAUGCGGAGAGGAGUCGGCUGGUAAGAGCACGGCAUCAUUAUUGGCGCUCUCCAACCAGAACGUGAUCAGCAAGUAUCAUCUGGACAGCACCACCUCUCCAGCCCGACCACAGCGACGGUCAUCAAGAGGACUUUCAGCCAGUAAAGGAGGGUAUCUUAGUGACGGGGACUCCCCUGAACUACUGCCACGACAGUACCCCUCUCAACACAUGACCUUCCAGGAUGGGCCCUGCGACGUCAGCUCAUUCCAGCUGUAUGUGGGCUCCGACCCGCCGAGAUGCAGCCAACGGGUGACAGGUUUACUGACAGUCCACUUGCUGGGGCUGGAGGAGAUGAAGACCAGCAGGUCAGAGGGCAGUAAGGAAGUCUUCCUGGCGAUACAGAUUGAUGGGGUGACGAGAGCGCGGACUGCCCUCUUGAUGCUGCGAGGCUCGGCCCUCCCCUUAAACCACACUUUCCACCUGGAGCUAGAGCGAGCCAGGCAGCUCCGCAUAGUGGUAUUAACACCAGUCUGUGCACCCAAAACAACAUCCGAGCAGAGUCCCAACUCAGGUGGUCCAACUAGAAACCGGGUGUGCGGUCUGGGUGGGGUCUCCAUCCCUCCUCUCUUCAAAGGGAGUCGCUGUCAGCAGCUCUGUGUGAAGCUGGAGCCCAGAGGACUUCUCUAUAUCAAACUGUCUCUGCAGGAGAAAUGGGACACACAGCCCAACGGCGACACGUCCACCCCGUCCUCUGUGUUUGGGGUUGAGCUCCACCACCUGGUGGAGAAAGAGGGCUCUGCAACUCCCGUACCCCUGCUGAUCCAGAAAACAGUGGCAGAGAUCGAACGACGGGGACUGAAGGUGGUAGGUCUUUACAGGCUCUGUGGUUCUGCUGCGGUGAAGAAGGAGCUCAGGGAUUGGUUCGAGAGGAAUAGCUCAGCAGUUUGUCUGUCUGAGGACCUCUACCCUGACAUCAACGUGAUCACAGGGAUUCUAAAGGACUACCUGCGGGAGCUGCCAUCCCCCCUCAUCACUAGGACUCUGUACCAGGUGGUCCGGGAGGCCAUGACCCUACGACCCCCACCUGUCCAACCUGCAACACCUGAUCCCCAACUGUCCCAAAGGACCAUGGAACUGCUGUCUUGUCUGCCACCUCCAGAAAUGGCCACUCUGUCGCUCCUGCUCGACCACCUCAGCCUCGUAGCAUCUUUCAGCUCCACCAACAGGAUGACUCAUCAGAACCUUGCCGUGUGCUUCGGGCCUGUGCUCCUCACGCCAACCCAAGAUGCGUGGAGGGGGGGAGGGGGGAAGUCGGGAAGAGGAGCAAUGAAGGGUCUCUAUAAUGGCGAGGAGAUGGCGAGCGCUGUGGACUUCAAACGGCACAUCGAAGCGCUGCACUACCUGCUGCAGCUGUGGCCAGUGCCGACUCAUCGAGCACCAGCCAACGCCAAUGCCUCACCUACUCCCUCCUCCACCCUUCACCAGAAUCCUUUGGUGCAGCAGCAGCGGCAUCCUGCGUUGCACCUGGCUCUGCAACAGAGCCCUGAAGAGGAGGUGGUGGUGUCACGGCGAGGGCGCGGUGGUUUGGCCCGGCUGGAGAGUCCACCGCCAAUCAACAGGUACGCGGGAGACUGGAGCGUUUGCGGCCAAGAGUUUCUGACCGGGCAGGAUGCCGAUUACGAUGAGGUGGCAGGAAGUGAGAGCGAUGCAGGGAGUGAUGAUGAAGACGAGGAGGAGAAGAAGAGGGCAUGGCCACCAGGAGGGGGCGAUGCUCUGUACAUGGAUGACUUCCUGGACUUUGACGCUCCGUUUAACUGUCGACUCAGCCUGAAGGACUUUGACACGCUGAUCCACGACCUGGACCGCGAGCUCGCCAAACAGAUCUGUCUGUAGAGAAGGAGGAGCAGGAGGAAGAUCUGACCUCAUUAAAUUUCAGAUCAGCUGAGUUUUAAAGUGUUUGUCUCUGAUGGUUUGAGUUUGUGCUUAAAUGAAACUACAAUGAUGUUUGUGUGGGAAAGCAGAUCAGCUGUUAGCUUGACAUCGGACGUUUUACUCUGUAGCUGUUUUCAGCAAUGAGAGCAGAAUAACUUUUCAUGGCAACAGGGAUGAACAUUAAUAAUCGCUCAAUGUUCAGAAUUCAUCAAAGAAACUUUUUAUAACUUUUUCAGUGAAUUAUAAUUAAUGUUGAUUUAUUUAAUGUAAUGAAAAAAAACACCUGACAUGUUUAUUUUCAGACUUUUAAAAAAGAGAGAAGAGUAAUUUUACUCUUUCAAAAGCAAACAUUAAAAAUAAAAAAAAAUGAAAACAUUUCUCAUAAUAAUAAAAAAUAAAUAAUUAGCAUGAAAAGAAAAACCUGAACUAAUCUUAGUGCUGGUAAAAUAUGAGUUUUGUAUUUCUCUGUUUUGGGCCUUAAAGAAGAAUAUUCUAGUUAAAAUAAAUAAAAUGAAAUAAAUAGUUAUCCUGAAAAAUGGGAAAUGUUCUCAUUACCAUGACUUUAGAGUCUUUUUCAUUGUGAGAAUGUUUUUAUUGAUUAACUAUAAAGUUAAAAAAGGAAACAAUUAAAUUUGUGACCUUUAAAUCAUCUAAACUCAUACAACCUUCCAUUAUCCCAUCAUCAGGGCUCAAAGUAACAAUGUUCUCAUUCCUUAAAUGAUAGAAAAUACUCUUUAAAUAUAGGGAAACUAUAAUCUGAAAAAGGUGAUCACGGUGAUGAAGGUUCUCAAAUCAAGUUUCAUUCAAAGUGUUUCUUUGGUGAAGUCUGAAGGUGAGGCUACGUCGCUCUUUAAACUGAUUAAAUCAGCUGCUCAGGACGUCCUGAAGGAGGCGCUGUGCCUACAACCAAACAGGAAUUUAUUCCUGUUUGGUUCAAAAAACAGGAAUAAAUUCAAAAAAGGACUCAAAGUUUUUCCCCAUACACGUGUCUGAAGCUUUAAUUUGUGCUGUCUGUAACUUUGACCCUGUUAUGGCGUGGACGGUGACAGUCUCAGGGUGAGUCUAACGUUAAAACCAAAGUAUGUGCCUCAGAGCCUGUGAGUUAACAUUAGCUCACAAAGUCCAAUAAUCAUGUUAUUGGACUAAUGUGUUGGUUCGAGGACACAUCUAAAACCUGCAGGGACACCAGCCCUCGUGGACUGAGAUUGCCCACCCCUGGGUUAGACAGUACGCAUACUGGGGUUAUUAAUAACAACCGCUCUCUGAGGUCGUGGAGCUCCAAGUUCAGGCAUGCCGUUCAGAGACCCAAACUGUCCACAAACUUUGGACCUGACUGCAGUUUCAGUGUGAAGAAUGAGGCGUGGAGGAGGCACAGGAACCUCCCUUCACAGCGGCGAGCACCGGAUAUCUGGGUAUCAGGGCUGGACCUCGGAGGAUCUGGUGUUGGACUGUUUGCACUGUUCAAGCCAUAAUUUCUGUUUUGAUGGUACAGAGUUUUGUCACUGUGAGUUUGUGAAGUUUGAAGCUCUUUUCUUCUUGUUGUUGCUGACAGUAUUAUUAUUAUUAUUAUUAUUAUUAUUAUUAUAUUAUUGUUGUUGUUGUUGUUGUUACUCUGUUUUGCACAUCUUCAAUAAGCACUUGUGUUUUUUACAAUGAAGACGACGUUUGUCUGCAGAUGAAGUAAGCAAAGUGAUGAAGCACAGUUCCUGUUGGAACAGAACACAAUCUGUGUCUUAUUACCCCAAACAGCUAUUAAACACCUUAUUAAUGAAG